This is a messenger RNA of Echinops telfairi (small Madagascar hedgehog), 1719 nucleotides long. It is a transcript of the gene UBXN6, whose product is annotated as UBX domain protein 6. Lineage: Eukaryota; Metazoa; Chordata; Mammalia; Afrosoricida; Tenrecidae. Gene Ontology annotation, molecular function: protein binding. The transcript has 11 exons. Gene Ontology annotation, cellular component: cytoplasm. The coding region runs from base 44 to 1369 and encodes 441 amino acids. The record is from RefSeq and is a predicted model, not a curated record.
CCCAGGCGCCCCGCGGCUCCCCGCCGCCGGGCCCACCGUCAUCAUGAAGAAGUUCUUCCAGGAGAUCAAGGCUGACAUCAAGUUCAAGAGCGCCGGGCCCGGGCAGAAGCUCACAGCCUCGGAGGAGAAGGCCCCCAGAGACAAGCCCAACCAGCCAGCCUUCAGGCAGCCCCGCCAGGGCCCCACGAAUGAGGCGCAGAUGGCAGCUGCAGCGGCCUUAGCCCGGCUGGAGCAGAAGCAGCCUCGUAGCCGGGGUCCCACAUCGCAGGACUCCAUCCGCAGCCAGGUGAAAAAGGAGCUUCAAGCAGAAGCGACGGUCAGUGGGUGCCCGGAACUCCCAGGAACCAAGGUGACCCCUGAGCCCAGAGAGGAAGGCCUGGCCCACACGGCCGUGCCGGGCGUGUUCUUCACCUGCCCGCUCACAGGGGCCACCCUGAGAAAGGAGCAACGGGACGCCCACAUCAAGGAAGCCAUUCUCUCGCACUUCUCCACGGACCCAGUGGCAGCCUCCAUCAUGAAGAUCCACACGUUCAACAAGGACCGGGACCGGGUGAAGCUGGGCGUGGACACCAUCGCCAAGUACCUGGACAACAUCCACCUGCACCCCGAGGAGGAAAAGUACCAGAAGAUCAAGCUGCAGAACAAGGUGUUUCAGGAGCGUAUCCACUGUCUGGAAGGGACCCAAGAGUUCUUAGAGGCCAUCGGUUUCCAGAAGGUGCUGCUGCCGGUUCCUGACCAGGAAGAGCCGGAGGAGUUCUACGUGCUGGGCGAGGCAGCGCGGUCACAGCCGCAGAGCCUGGAGCAGCACAAAGAGCAGCUGCUGGGCGCCGAGCCUGUGCGGGCCCGGCUGGAUCGCCAGCGUCGCGUCUUCCAGCCCUCUGCCCUGGCCGCUCAGUUUGACCUGCCCGGGGACUUCUUCAGCCUCACGGCCGAGGAGAUCCGGCGUGAGCAGCGGCUGAGGACAGAUGCAGUGGAGCGGCUGAGCGUACUGCGGACCAAGGCCAUGCGGGAGCGAGAGGAGCAGCGGGAGCUGCGCAAGUACACGUACACACUGUUGCGUGUGCGCAUGCCUGACGGCUGCUUGCUCCAGGGGACCUUUUAUGCACGGGAGCGGCUGUCUACGUUGUACGGCUUCAUUCGGGAGGCCCUGCAGAACGACUGGCUGCCCUUUGAGCUGCGGGCCUCAGGCGGCCAGAAGCUUCCCGAGGACGAGGACUCGGCCUUCACCGAGUGCGGCCUGGUGCCCUCAGCCCUGCUGACCUUUGCAGUGGACCCCGCCGUGCUGGAGGACAUGGAGGCCGCAGGUGCCGAGCCCGAACCCUGGGCCCUGAAGGCCGAGUUACUGGCGUCCAUGGAGAUGCUCUCAUGAAAUAAAGCAGGGUGGGCAGUGCACUGUUUCGUGCUCCUGCGUGACCCCACCUUCCCCAGCUGCCUGCUCCCAGAGUUCAGCAAGAGGCUGCUAGGAGCCCCCUUCCCAAGAAGGGAGCGGGGAAGCUCAGCCCGGAGAGGCAUGCCUGUGCUGGUCACCCCUUGGGGAACCUGGGCUCCCUUUUCUCGGUUGCAAUGGCCUUGAGUGCCCUGUGGCUGACCAGGGUGCAAGAGAGGUGGGGCCCCCGGGGGCCAUGUGUUGGGGAGGGGGCUGCGCCUGCUCAAGAGAGCUAGACCCCAAGGUGCAGGCCUGGAACUAUGAUACCGAAUAAAUAGGCUAUUUAAAGCUUC